Rhizophagus irregularis DAOM 181602=DAOM 197198 is the source of this 1520-nucleotide messenger RNA. Lineage: Eukaryota; Fungi; Glomeromycota; Glomeromycetes; Glomerales; Glomeraceae. The record is from RefSeq and is a predicted model, not a curated record.
UCCAAGACUAAUACCAGAAUGGAUUCCAUAUAAUAAUCUACAAAAUAUUGAAUACUUAACAAAAGGUGGAUUUUCAGAAAUUUAUACGGCAAUACGGAUUAAUGGGAAUUUUGCUGAAUGGGAUUCUGAAGGGCAACAAUUAAAGAGAUUUGGAAGCCAAAUUGUAGUACUUAAAAGAUUAGAAAAUGUUGAAAAUGCAAAUCAAAAUUGGAUUGAAGAGGUUUGUAAUCUGAAUAUUAAAACAGUUGACAAAUUAAUUUGAAAAUUUUAUAAUGGUUUAUUUUAUAGGCUAAAUCACAUUUAAAUAUAAGCAAUAAAUGGAGUGAUAUUGCCCAAUGUUAUGGAUUAACACAAGAUCCAUCAAAUAGAGAUUAUAUGCUUGUAAUGAAUAAAUUUUAUAUAGACUUAAGAAAAUAUUUACAACAAAAUCAUAAAAAACUUACAUGGAAAGAAAGAAUCCAAAUUAUUACUGAUAUAAUAAGUGCACUUAGAAGGAUUCACGAUGAAAAUGCAAUUCAUAGAGAUUUGCAUUCUGGAAAUAUAUUAUUUAAAGAUAGAUUUUUUAUUAGUGAUCUUGGAUUUUGUGGACCUGCAGAUAAACCAUUAAAAAGUAUAUAUGGAAAUCUUCCUUAUAUGGCAACUGAGGUUAUUAUUGGAAAAGAACAGACUUUUAAAUCCGAUAUUUAUAGUAUUGCAAUGCUUAUGUGGGAAGUUUCAUCAGGACAACCACCAUUUAAUAAUUAUGAACAUGAUUAUGAUCUAGCAAUGAAUGUUGUUAAUGGCAUAAGACCAAAAAUUGUACCAGGAACUCCUUCAGAAUAUAAAAAUUUAAUGAAGCAAUGUUGGGAUGCUGAUCCAUCAAAAAGACCUGAUACUAUUACACUUGAAAAUAAAAUUAAAGAUAUUAAUUUAUUUUAUCAAAGUAAAUCAAAUGAAUCAUUAACCCAACUAGAAGAAAAUAAUAAUUUUGAUAUGGAAAAUUGUACCAGCAGUAGCAAACUAUUUACAAGUAAACUUCAUCAAUUUGAUAAUCUUCCUGAACCAAGAAAUGCGACAGAAGAAGAACAAGAAGCAUUUCAUAGUAAUAAAUCUUAUGUUUUUUAUAUUCCUAAUAAUAUUGAUGAUUUUAAUAAAUCAAGUAGUAAGAAAAAUAGUACUUCAAAAGUAAAUAGCAUAUUUAAAGAUGAUGAUUAUAAGGUUGAAUCAAUGCGAAAGCGAAUAAAGAAACUUCAUAUUAAUGAUAAUGAUGAAGUUGAAGCACAUAAUAAUCCAAAUCUUCAUUCAGAAGAACAAGAUGAAUUGGAACUUCCUGAAAAUAUUUAAAUACAGAAGAAUUACAAAUUAGAUAACCGACAUUAUUACACCUGAUUUUUUUUUCUUAUCAUAAAUUAUUUAAACACUAUGACUUGAUGAGAUUUCUACAAGAUUCUUAAUUUGUAAUUUGAAUAGUUUAUUUUUUUAUUUUUUAUUUUUUUUUUUAUCUUUAUGUUAUUUAUAUUAGUAAAAUAUCAUAUGUGCAA